AUGAUCCCAGAGCAGACUUCGUCAAUUGUCGCUCACCCACGCCUCCCCCUACGACAACAUACACCAGAAGCCGAGUUCUCGCUCGAUGACGUAACUUUCGACGAAGAUACCACUUGCAUAAUUGAAACCGCAUCUUCCGAAGCUUCUAAGCUGCCAAGAAUACAGACCAAUUACGCUGCUUGGAAACCCCGAGAGACGAGUCCACUUUCAGAGACAGAUUCCUCAGCCUCCAUGCUUGAUAUCGACGCCGCUCUCGAAUCUUUUGAUUCUCCGAGCACAGGACCUGCCUUCGAAGAUGUCAUCUCCGGAGGUGUUUCAGGUUCAAAGCGUCCGAUGCACAGCAGUGGGGUCACUGGAGGAUUCGCAGGCCCAGGGAUGCACUACCAUCGUCGAGCUGAGAGUGCCCCUGAAAUGGAGACCAUCGAUCGCUCCAAAUUUGGGUUUCCACGUCUUGGUAGCAAUCCCACCAUGGCCAUAGAGGAAGAAGAGGAAGAAGAUGACGAAGAGGAGUCAACUUCGAAGCCAACGAACGUAUCCACAAAAUCAGAUCAAGAGGAGCUGCAAGACGAUCAGGCUCCGGGCCUCGGUGUCAACAUUGUGGAAGCGGAAAGCAAUACUGAUCGACCAAUGCAGCGAGGCACGCGGCGACCCUCCAAGACAUUUGCUGAGAAUGAUAAUUCAGCUACUAGGUCAAUCAAUAAGCUAGACAUCCCUGAGGAGUUUAGUCUGGUUGAGAUUGUAGGCGCGGACGAAGAGCCUCGGUUUUCUGUUAUCACCAAGUCGUCAGACGAGUCCACAAUUACUCCAACAUUGUCUCACGAUCCAUUAGACACACACCCUGUUACUGCACCUCUCGACUUCGCCAUGCCGACGCCCGCUUUGACCUAUGACGGAACACCAGAAACUCCAUCUGCUGUGUCUUCCCCUGACUUCUCCAGGACCUCCUUUGACAUGCCUCGCAUGCAUACCGCCUCUUCCUCCAUCACCGAUAGAGCAACGCUUAAUUCAUCUCGGGCCGGAGAUCAUGUUCUGACCUUGCACAGCUCCCUCGACGACGUGCCCUCGCUUACAAGUAGCGCCUCCACAAUGGCAAGUGGUCACCCGCCUCGAAUUUCGAGCAGCGCAAAUACCUGCUCGUCGGCUGAUCGCUCGGGCUCGUUCUCGGCUCCGGUUCCUGCACGUACGCGACCCGUAUCGGCAGGCAAGCGCAAUAGUCUUGCCAGUCUUACUCGAUUGGUCGGUGGAGGCUCGUAUAAUAGAAGCAAAUUGAACAUCGAGGAAUGUGUUCAGCCUGAUAGUCCAGAGAAAACGGAAAAGAAGAAAGGGAACCGGAUCAGUCGGUUGAUGAAGUUCUGGAAGUCAAAGGAGAAGGCAUCGUCUUCAUAA
This is a messenger RNA of Letharia columbiana, 1386 nucleotides long. RefSeq lists its product as uncharacterized. Bases 1 to 1386 code for a protein of 461 amino acids. The record is from RefSeq and is a predicted model, not a curated record. NCBI's taxonomy places the organism in Eukaryota, Fungi, Ascomycota, Lecanoromycetes, Lecanorales, Parmeliaceae. The transcript has a single exon.